Pristis pectinata (smalltooth sawfish) is the source of this 1986-nucleotide messenger RNA. RefSeq names its product WD repeat and SOCS box containing 1 (gene wsb1). Gene Ontology annotation, molecular function: protein binding. Gene Ontology annotation, biological process: intracellular signal transduction. NCBI's taxonomy places the organism in Eukaryota, Metazoa, Chordata, Chondrichthyes, Rhinopristiformes, Pristidae. The record is from RefSeq and is a predicted model, not a curated record.
GUCCUAUUUAAGAGCACGGGUCGCGGCGUCCACGUCAGUCUGUCCUGGUUGUCCAGCGGGAGGUGAUUUUAAUUCCCCUGAGGGAAAAAAAAAUCAGUAUUAUUGUGAAUAAAGUCGACGUUGUUUUAGGCUGCUUGUGAGGUAGAGUUGCGGGAGGGAGAGGAUCUGACGCGGCGGUAGCCCGGAGGCGCGAUUAACGCCCGUUUUCGGCUGGUCGCGAUUUUCCACGCCGAUCUCGUCCGCCCGUUGUUCCCGCCGCGGUUUCUGAGCUCGGAUCGCGAAGUCCUUAGAUGGCCAGCUUCCCAGGAUCUAUCAACGAGAAUGAAAUAGCACAAGCCCGGCUAAUUGCUGAUCUUUGGACACCCAGUGCUCCAUUUGAACAGAAAUCUGGCUGUGAAACAUGGACCGUUGCCUUUGCACCUGAUGGCUCAUACUUUGCUUGGUCUCAAGGUUAUCGUGUAGUAAAAUUAGUUCCUUGGUCUCUGUGCCAAAAUAAAUUGUGUAUUGACGAGUACAAUAAUACAGUCAAUAAGAGUCCCAGAAAGCAAAAUUCUGACGCUCAGAAGAAUGCACCAGAAGAGCAUACAAUAGACUGUGGAGAUAUUGUGUGGGCCCUUGCUUUUGGUUCCUCUGUACCUGAAAAACACAGUCGCUGUGUGAACAUCGAAUGGCACCGAUUCAAGUUUGGCCGAGACCAGCUAUUGUUGGCAACUGGCUUGAGCAAUGGGCGUAUCAAAAUUUGGGAUGUGUACACAGGUAAAUUCCUCCUUAAUUUGAUGGACCAUAAUGAAAUUGUUCGUGAUUUGACCUUUGCACCUGAUGGCAGCCUUAUCCUUGUUUCUGCAUCAAGAGAUAAAACUUUAAGAGUCUGGGACCUUAAGGAUGAUGGCAAUAUGGUGACCGUACUAAGGGGACAUAACAACUGGGUGUAUUGCUGUGCCUUCUCCCCAGAUUCAAACAUUCUCUGCUCUGUCGGAGCUGGAAAAGCGGUUUUUCUGUGGAGUAUGGAAAAAUACACAAUGAUUCGUAAACUUGAAGGUCAUCUGAAUGAUGUUGUAUCAUGUGAAUUCUCUCCUGAUGGAGCAUUAUUGGCUACAGCCUCCCAUGACACACGAGUUAUUGUUUGGGAUCCACACACAGGCAGUAUUUUGUUGGAACUGGGGUAAGCAUUUGUUCUCCACCCCCUACUCCCAAUAUUUGCUGGUGGAGCAAAUGAUCACUGGGUGAAUUCUGUUGCCUUUUGCCAUGAUGGUAUGCACAUCGCUAGCAUUGCUGAUGACAAAAUGUUAAGGUUUUGGAGCAUUGAUGCUGAUUGUCCAGUAGAGGUUGCGCCUUUACAUAAUGGGAUAUCCUGUGGCUUUUCUCCAGAUGGUCACAUUCUUGCUACAGGGUCACGAGAUGGAAGUGUUCACUUCUGGGCUACCCCCAAACAAGUCUCAAGUCUUCAGCAUCUCUGCCGCAUGGCCCUACGAAGAGUGAUGGCUACCAGUUCGGUUGAGAAACUGCCCAUCCCAUCGCAGAUGGUUAACUACCUGACAUAUCGCAUAGUCUGACCAGUACAAACUGCUUAACUUCGAAGGCUUGAACAAGUUGCUUUUGUGAUGCAAGUGUAUUAAAGCAAGUGCAUUUUGCUGCCUUGUACAGCAAGAAAUUUGUAGCCCUUGACAGCAUGGACAGUUCAUGCAGGACUUUCUUUUAAACUGUACAUAUUCUGUAAACCUUGUACCAUUUUUAUAUAUAUCAGUUGUGUACAAUGAUUAUUUUCUGUUCCUUUGCUGUUGAUAGUCCAAUCAUUACAGUUUUUCAGGUCAAUUUGGUAAUGUGAUUGGAAAGUGGGCACAAAGUCUUGUCUGGUCUUUGCUCCAGUCUGCAACAGGAAAACCUGCCAAAGAUUUGAACAUUUUGCAAAUGCAACAUAACUGUACUUCAAAUGUGAAUUUAUUUUUGUUCUGUUUUUAAGUAUUAAAAGCUAAGUUUUAUCUGUUA